Coffea eugenioides is the source of this 1067-nucleotide messenger RNA. RefSeq lists its product as uncharacterized. NCBI's taxonomy places the organism in Eukaryota, Viridiplantae, Streptophyta, Magnoliopsida, Gentianales, Rubiaceae. The transcript is spliced from 2 exons. The coding region runs from base 204 to 713 and encodes 169 amino acids. The record is from RefSeq and is a predicted model, not a curated record.
CCAAAAAAAAAAACUUGUGUGAAGAUAGGUUUGGCAACUUUGGUUUGAUAUCUCUGCGCAUUCUGACCCGGGAGCCGACACAUUCCCAUCUCCCCAGCCCAGCGCAAUUCAAGCAUUGUCUUGUUGAAUUCAUACCCAUUACUCGCGUAAAAAAAAAAAAUUAUAAACAUUCUUGAAACAAAUCAUCCGCAAAAGUUCGCUCAAUGAACUGUUCGAUUCUCCUAGUUGUCUUUUUCCUUUCUUCCUUGACGGUAUACGAUAACCCACCGCUGCUGGUCUCCGCCGCAAGCCACGGUGCGUCCAGCGCCUACGAAAUCCUCCAAUCCUAUGACUUUCCCGUGGGCCUCCUCCCUAAAGGCGCCACCGGCUAUGAUCUGGAUGAGGAAACCGGUAAAUUCAAUGCUUACUUUAACAAGUCUUGCAGCUUUUCGUUGGAGGGUUCGUAUCAAUUGAAGUAUAAUUCCAAGGUCAGUGGUUACAUAUCCAAGGACAAGCUCUCGAGGCUCACCGGCGUUAGCGUCAAGGUUUUCUUUAUCUGGCUCAACAUUUUGGAGGUUACUCGGAACGGCGAUGACCUUCAGUUUUCCGUUGGGAUUGCCUCCGCAGAUUUCCCAGUUGAUAAUUUCGAUCUUAUUCCGCAGUGUGGGUGCGGAUUGAAUUGCGAUGGGGAAACUAGGAAGAUUCUCAGGAGUCCUUUUGUUUCUUCAAUUUAGCUUUUCGGACCCACUACCACCACGACCACUUGGCAGGUCAUCUCUAAAGGAAUGUGGAUGAACUUCAGUGCGCAGUAUCUGUGAUUCGUGAAAACAGGAUGAACCUUUUCAGCAUCCGGGGGAAGACGAGUUGCGGUUCCUGUGGCUUUUGGUUUAAUUGGAAGGAUCAAUUGGUUAGUAGUUAAAGCAUAUACUGUAAAUUAGGCUCUGGUUAAUGAUCCCAAGUCUCAAACUGCCUGUCAGAUUCAACACACAGAUGCAAAAAUAACACACUACUGUUUUAAAAUUUGACAGAAUAUUCAAAUUACUGAAACAAAGAAUAAUGGGUAACCACCUAAUUGCUUUGGUCGAUUA